Messenger RNA from Rasamsonia emersonii CBS 393.64, 816 nucleotides. RefSeq names its product Glutathione S-transferase. The transcript is spliced from 2 exons. The record is from RefSeq and is a predicted model, not a curated record. Bases 1 to 816 code for a protein of 271 amino acids. Lineage: Eukaryota; Fungi; Ascomycota; Eurotiomycetes; Eurotiales; Trichocomaceae.
AUGGUGACCAGUGAGCCGGUGCAUUUCUUCGAUAUUACUUCCAAACUGCCAGGCCCAUCAAAAUCAUGGUCACCAAACACCCUCAAAACCCGCCUGGUGCUCAACUACAAGGGCAUCCCGUACACGCAGUCGUUCAUCUCCUACCCGGACAUCGCGCCGCUGCUGAAGAGCCUCGCGGUGCCGCCGCUGCCCGAUGCGGAGAAAAUGCCCUACACGCUGCCGGCGAUCGUGCACAAGCCCUCUGUCAAGAACAACCCGCAUGGCGCCAUGAACGACUCGUUGCCCAUCGCGCUGCAUCUGGAUGAGGCGUUCCCCGCGCCGCAGUACCCGCCGCUCUUCCCCUCCGGUGACGCGAGCUAUGCCCUGGCCCUGGCGGUGGCGAAGAUCCUCGGCAACGCGGCCGUCAAGGGCUUCCCGCUCGUUCUGGCCAAUAUUGCCGAUAUCCUCGAUGACAGGGGCAGCAAAUACUUCCACGAGACGCGCGAGAAGAUCUUUGGCAAGCCGCUGGCGGAGCUGCGGCCGCAGACCGACGAAGGCGUGCAGGCCCUCUGGGACGACAUGCAGAAGGAACUGAGCGUGCUGGCAGGGAUGCUGACGGGGAAGAAGGGCAAGGAGGGCCCGUUCCUGGAGGGCGCGAGGCCAGGGUAUGCGGAUCUCGAGAUCGCGGCCUGGCUGGCCUGGUGGGAGCGGGUCGACAAGGGGACGUGGGAGAAGAUGAUGGGUCUGGGCGAUGGCGCGUUCAGAAGGCUGUGGGACGCGUCUUUGCCUUGGGUGAAUGGCCAGGGUGAGGAGAAGGAGUGGCCGGUGCCGCAGUAA